AUGCCCUCAGCACAGAACCCUCAUCUAGCUGCUUCGCAUCCAACUAGGAACGGGGUUUAUCUUCCGUUUAUGAACCAGCCUCCGACCCUGAAUUAUUGGGUGGUUCCAUCCUCAGUUCCUAGUAAUCAUCCUAUUCAAUCGUCUUUCUUUACAGCCGCUCUCCCUUCUCAUGUGAUUCCUGAACAGUCAGUUCCGGCGUUCAAUGUACAAUCCACUGUAUACACAAAUUCUGUACACGGUAACCCGCCGGGGCACGUUCGACAGCCACCCGUCUCCCAGCCUUUGUCCAACCCCAGCCAGCAGCUGGCUCCGGCCCAUCCUCAACCACAAAUUCAGCCUGGACCUGAAACAGACCGAUUUUUUCCUACUGAUCACAGGCAUGUAUUGCCAACCCUCGCUCAGCCAGCUCCAAGUCGGACCGCAAUUCAUCAGGUUGAGACGCAUAUUCCUGAUUUCCUCCUAGAAUCUGAUUCUGUCAACAGGAAACCGCUGCGGUAUUAUCGUUACAUCGAGCAGAUCAUCAUCUUGCCUCGGUUCUUUGAUAUCAACUCCGGGUUGUUCACGUGGAACCUUGAACUUGCUCCUGCGCUAAUAGCAAACAAAGUCCGCAAGAUUGCUACCGAUACGGUAUUUGGGCUCACAGAGCUACAGGUUUCGGAUGGGUCGACUCAGUUCCGAUUGAAGUGUAUAAAACGAAAAAUAUCGGAACGAUCUGCGAGGUGGUCCGAUGAAGAGGCUGUAUCUGCUCCUACAACGUGGCCUAUGUGUUUGUCGAUUUCCGUCAAUGGAGAUUUUGGAGUUGACUUUCGACGUAAGGCUCAUCAUGGACUUGACCUCAGUACAGAUGUCACGGAUCUUUUACAUGAUGGGCCAAAUGAGAUUAAGGUUUGCGUUACCUUCACCCCUCAAGAGGAGAGUGUUGUGUAUGGUAUGUGUCUUGAGAUAAUUCGCAUUACGAGCCAUCAGACGGUAGCGUCAAUGCCGCAGACCAUCCCGUCACAGCAGAUCAAGACUUCGAUUAUGAGUGCCUUGUCACGAAAAGACAGUCAGGAGGACGACGAUGAUCUACUCAUUGCGGACCAGCUUAUGAGUAUUGACCUAGUAGAUCCGUUCAUGUCGACCCUGUGGGUGACACCCGUCCGCGGGAGGUCAUGUCAACACCGAGAAUGUUUCGAUCUGGAAGCAUUCCUCUCAAGCCGCACAGGCCGUGUGAAAGGUUGCUCAAUGACAAAUCCUGACCAAUGGAAAUGCCCCAUAUGUAGGAAAGAUGCACGACCUCAAAAUCUCAUCAUCGAUGGAUUCCUCCUCGAUGUACGAGAACAGCUGGAGGCCCAAGGGCUGCUAGACACAAAGGCAAUCUUGAUUAAGGAGGACGGAAUUUGGCAGGCCAAAUCUGACGCGCCACCUCUCACCCGUUCAAACCGCAGCGGUAAUGCAACCACAGGGAAGCAAGACACAGAGGCAAUUCCGAGCCCAGCAAAGUUGGACAGUGUGUCCUCGAUCCCUCAGCAGAACAUCGUCAUUGUGCUCGAUGAUGCCUAA
Molecule: messenger RNA, 1542 nt
Organism: Exophiala aquamarina CBS 119918
Lineage: Eukaryota; Fungi; Ascomycota; Eurotiomycetes; Chaetothyriales; Herpotrichiellaceae
Exons: 1
Coding region: 1-1542 (513 amino acids)
Biological process (GO): protein sumoylation
Molecular function (GO): SUMO ligase activity; zinc ion binding
Source: RefSeq, a predicted model, not a curated record